This is a messenger RNA of Nicotiana tabacum (common tobacco), 549 nucleotides long. The record is from RefSeq and is a predicted model, not a curated record. NCBI's taxonomy places the organism in Eukaryota, Viridiplantae, Streptophyta, Magnoliopsida, Solanales, Solanaceae.
AUGACGCCUGAGUAUAAGACAAACAUGAGCAUGUUGAAGUAUUUUGACAUGGCUUGUAUUAUAGCACUGGGCACUAGCGUGAAGGUUCAAUAUGUUAAGCAUAAUUUGAAGAAGAUGGUGCAUGAUCUUCAAAACUGGGACGACGAAAUGAUCGUGCCAAACCAAGACCAGGAUGACUCAAAUGAAACUGAAGGCACAACUCUACGAGAUCCCCAGUAUACUAAUUCACGUGGCAGGCCACGUUUGAAUCGAUAUAGAGGAAGAAUUGAAUACUACUUUACAAGUUCACAGCCGCGUGGUGUAUUUGGAGCUAGUAAUGGCGCAAGAGCUGGUGUUAGAGGGGAUGGCAGGGGUGGUGGCAGGGUUGGUGUCAAUCGUGGUGGUAGAGGUGGCGGUAGAAGUGGUGGACGUAGGGGUAGGGGUAAUGGGCAAGGCAGAGGUACAAGCGUUGAUUAUGAUGGUUCCCUAGGUGUGAAUGAGCAAAUUGAUGCUACACAAUCGCAAUCAAGCUUGUUUGAUCUCAAUGCCGAACCAGACAUGGAAAUAUAA